AUGGCUACUAUGGAAAUCCAGGACCUGGCCAACAGUGUCUACCACAAGUGCCUCAGUCAGUUUUCAGCCAGUCAAUUGCUGUACCAGCGCGAUAUAUUGGGCUUGGGCUUGAUCCCGAACAAGAGUCUCGAGACUCUCUUACAAUGCACUCAAUACUUGGUUGACCAAAACUACUUUCGAGUUUACCAAGAUACUGAGAACCGCCUUUCCUGGAAAGUCAUACCAAAAGAGGAUGCCGAAAAAAUUCAGGGCCUUAGCGACAAUGAACGGAUGGUAUACAAGGCCAUCCACUCCACCGGACGUAAUGGAAUCUGGAUUCGCGCGCUAGGAAAACGGACCGACCUACCCAAGACCAUCUUGGACAAAGCCCUCAAAGCGCUAGAGGGGAAAAACUUCAUCAAGUCGAUCCACAAUGUCAAGCACCCGGGCAAAAAAGUGUACAUGCUCGCCGGGCUCACCCCGGCCGAAGAAGUCACGGGAGGCGCUUGGUUCACAGACGGAGUGUUGGAUGCAGAGUUCAUUGGUAUUCUAUCCGAUUUUAUUGAGAGUUUGGUCAGCAGGAAGAGCUGGUACGAGUCGAUACCAUCUUCUUCAAAGCAAAGCGGCAAGCGGAAGAAGCUCAACACUGGCGAGAGUGUCAAAACCACUGAAUCCGACAGGCUAUAUCUCCCUUACCCUGCGGGCUACCAGUUUUACCCAACGGUCGAAGAGAUCACAGAUGAAAUCAACAAGUCUGGAAUCACUCCCGUUAAGUUAGACACAGACAGCGUCAGGCAGCUCCUUCAGAUGAUGUGUUUUGACAGCAGGCUGGUUGCACUGGGCCAGAACUACAAAUCUCUCCGGCGGCCAGACGCCGUGGCGAAAUACCUCGCUAAAAAAGAACGAAUCCCAGACACACAGCUCAAAUCCUGGAUAGGGACAAACGGCAUGACUGAGGCCCCCUGUGGUCAAUGCCCGGUUUUCAAACUCUGCCAGCCCGGCGGCAAAGUGAGCCCCGAAAGUUGUGAAUAUUUCGGCAAGUGGCUGGAGGACGCACUUGGAUUCUAA
Molecule: messenger RNA, 1047 nt
Organism: Talaromyces rugulosus
Lineage: Eukaryota; Fungi; Ascomycota; Eurotiomycetes; Eurotiales; Trichocomaceae
Exons: 2
Coding region: 1-1047 (348 amino acids)
Biological process (GO): transcription by RNA polymerase III
Cellular component (GO): RNA polymerase III complex
Source: RefSeq, a predicted model, not a curated record